AUGGAUAUUUUUGUUACUCGUAAGUCAUCUUCAUUAACUUAUCAUAAAUGGUUAAAAGAUGAACCUAGUAAAUGUAAUGGAAGAUGCUCUAAUAAACAAAGUCAAGUCAUUAAUGUAAAAGGUCAAACAGUUAGAACAUUCGAUAUGCUCGACUGUGAAUUUAAGAAAGGUUCACCGUAUGUUGAAAUAGCAGCUAGAAAAAUUCCAAUGGACAAUAAAAUAAUAUGUAGUCAUCAUAUUUGGUUCGAAUGUUUAAAUGAUUUAUGUAAUGGAUCUGAAACAACAGAUCAAAUUGAAGAGAUGGUUAAUAAGUAUUAUAAAACUUUUUAUCAAGAACUAAAUUAA
Molecule: messenger RNA, 345 nt
Organism: Rotaria sordida
Lineage: Eukaryota; Metazoa; Rotifera; Eurotatoria; Philodinida; Philodinidae
Source: the annotation of a GenBank genome assembly